Messenger RNA from Leguminivora glycinivorella, 1903 nucleotides. RefSeq names its product maltase 2-like. The record is from RefSeq and is a predicted model, not a curated record. The coding region runs from base 10 to 1752 and encodes 580 amino acids. The transcript is spliced from 12 exons. Gene Ontology annotation, biological process: carbohydrate metabolic process. NCBI's taxonomy places the organism in Eukaryota, Metazoa, Arthropoda, Insecta, Lepidoptera, Tortricidae.
AUAAGCAGCAUGUGGCAUCUAGUGACGAUAUUGGCCGUUGUGUCGGUCGCUCACGGCGGUCAAGAACUCGGAUUUAAGCAAGAUUGGUGGGAGAGUGCCCUUAUAUACCAGAUAUACACCCGUUCGUUUCUUGACACCGAUGGCGAUGGGGUUGGCGAUAUUAGAGGCAUCAUAUCUCGCUUGGAGUACCUGAAGGAAUUGAAUGUCGACGCGAUAUGUCUGUCUCCAAUAUACAAGUCACCUCAAAUAGACUUUGGCUUCGACGUGUCUGAUUUCUACUCUGUCCAUUCCGACUACGGAUCUAACGAGGAAUUUGAAGAACUUGUUAGAGAAGCGCAGAAACUUAAUAUUAAGGUCCUCCUGGACUUUGUUCCAAAUCAUACCAGCAACGAGAGUGACUGGUUCCAAAAAGCAGUUGGCAGAGAUGAGUAUUACUUCGACUGGUAUGUCUGGGCGGAAGGUUAUUUGGACAACGUCGGACACCGUCGUCCUCCGAACAACUGGAUAAGCAUGUUCAAAAAAAGUGCAUGGGAGUUCGUGCCAAACAGAGGCCAGUAUUACCUGCAUCAGUUCGCUAAGAACCAGCCAGAUUUGAACUACCGAAACCCAGUGGUUGUUGAUGAGAUGAAGAAUAUAAUAAAAUUUUGGUUAGAGAAAGGGGUUGCCGGAAUGAAGAUGAGUGCCGUGAAUCAUUUGCUGGAAGUUGACAAGGACAGUUUCGGUGGAAGAUUUCCCGAUGAACCCAAAACAGGCAAAGUGGGGCUCGACGGCGAUGACUAUAAAUAUCUGAACCAUAUCUAUACUAAAGACUUGAAAGAAUCAUAUGAUAUGGUAUCGCAGUUCAGAGAGGUUUUCGACAGCAUUACCUUAAGGGAUAACAUGACAAGGUUACUAUUGACAGAGGCUUCAACGACAAACAUAAAGAACUUGGUGAAAUAUUACGGAGAAGGAAAUAAUUUUGGCUCCCAGAUUCCGGUGAACUUUGCUCUCAUGGAAGAUUUUCGAAAAGAAUCGGAUGCAAGGGAUUUGAAAUUUGUUGUUGACCGUUGGAUGACGUAUAAGCCAGCAAACAAACCAGCUAAUUGGAUGAGUGGUAAUCACGACAAGGCAAGAGUAGCGUCUCGCUUGAGACCGGGAUUAGUGGACGCCUUUAAUAUGCUUGUUCUCUUGCUCCCCGGAGUUGCGAUGACAUAUAUGGGUGAAGAAAUUGGGAUGCCAAAUGGUGAUGUGUCUUGGGCACAAACUAAAGAUCAGCUUGCUUGCAAUACGGACGAUCCUAUCAACUAUGUUGCUGUUACAAGGGAUGGUUCGCGUACGCCUUAUCAGUGGAACUCAGAGCGUACAGCUGGAUUCACCAAAGGCCACGAAACUUGGCUACCAGUAGGCGAUAGCUACGAGACCAUCAACGCUGAGAGCCAGCAUUCUGCCGCUCAGUCCCAUUACCUGGUCUACAGGAGUCUGUCUCUCCUUCGCAAGCGUCCGGCUUUCCGAGCAGGCCGGUUUGAAAGCCAGGCACUCACCCGUGACGUGUUUGCUUUCAAGAGAUGGUACCAGGAUGACACUUAUGUUGUAGUGAUGAACCUUGGACGGUCACUCAAUGUUGUUAAUUUGACAACUUUUGACCUGGUUUUCGGACAAUUGGAAGUCGAGGCUUCUAGUGCACUAUCAUCCAGGUCUAUAAAUGACAAUGUUAACGCGAAUAGCUUGGAUUUAGCUGCAGACGAGGCUUUGGUGUUAAGAAUGAUGGUUUAAAUCUUUAAGCAAUGACAACAGUUGCAGUGACAAAGGAAGUAACUUCAGAAGAAGGUCUACAGCUUAUAUCGACUAUUAGCUGUACAAGCCAAUGGUCUAUCGUUAUUUCUUGUCUCAUGGAUUAUAUGUAUGCCUUGACUUUCGAGAUGAU